AUGGCCACAGUAACCUCCUGGAGGGGAAAUACGGAGGUGGUCACUGCUAGAAGGACUGAGUCACGCGAUGUCCCAGACAUUGUCACCCUCUUCAGCCCUGUCACAGAAGACCUCUUCGGAAGAAUUGAUGUCACUUACCUUUUAGGAGUAUCAAAUCUUGCUUUGACACUCUGCAAUGAGAAGAACGAGGUUCUAGCCCAUGCUGCCUUUCUGGACUAUCCGAAUUGGAAUAUCACUGAUCAGGCUGAAUGGGAACCAUUCCUGCAUGAAAACUACACUAACAAUAAGUGCACUCCUUUGAACACUCUCUUUGUGCAUCUCUUUGUGGCAAAGGAAGAAUAUGCAGCUGGAUGUUCCCAAGAAAUUGUUAGGAGAGCUUUCAUCUUACUACCAGAACUGCAGUUUAUACUUCUCUUUAUACCAUCUGAGGAGAGGUUAGAGCUGGCCAUGGGGAACGUGUUUGAAAGGAUGAUGCCUGCUCCCAGCUCACGCAUGGAGAGAGGUUUCACCUUGCUGGCGUGCCCCAGGCAUCGGUGUCACCCCCAGCUGUAUGUGCGCCAAGCAAGGAUGGAAGAUUAUGAUGAUCUCAUGCUAAUCUGGAUGCCUCAAAGUGAGACUCUGAAGGAAACCUAUGGUGAAUAUCUCCUUGUUGAUCUCAUAGAACGUGAAGGUGAAGAAAAUCAGGCAGCUGUUUGUGAGGUUGAUGGCACUGCUGUAGGAUUCAUGAGCUUAUGUUCUCACGUGAAUAUUUCCUUGUUUCAAGAGUGUUUUGACUUGGGGCCUUUCCAUGGACUCUGUAAACCACAUCCAGAGGAUAUUCUCGAAGUGCCACGGAAGCCAAGCGUUCAAGGAGAUAAAGAUGAAAGCAGCCAAACAAGUCCAAAGGCAGAGCCUGUUUCUUCUCAGGACUUGGAACGCGUUCCUGGUGCAGAUGCAGCUGUGCAGGAGGACGGAGCAGUGGCCGUUUCCCAGACUGAAGUGCCUGUGGGUGAUACCAGCAACACAGGCUCUAAGGGCUCAGCAGCACCUCUCCUGGAGACUGAGGAGGGGGAUUUGCACCCCGUGUACAGAGGAGACCCAAAUGUCUUCUGUAUCCGUCUGUUCUUUAUCAAUGAGAAGUAUGAAACUAGGUCACUGGAUUUUUUGCAGUAUGCUUUCAGCGUUUUCCCAGACAGAGACCUGUGUGUCAUCCUGGUGCCACAUCACGUCCCAGAGUUCCCUCUGCUCCAGAGCUUUGUUCGGGCUGUCCCUUCCUGCACUUCCAGGCUGGGUCGGGAGCUGUACGUGUUCCACCGGGCGGGAUUGCUCACGUCAUUUAAUGUAAGAAAAGCAGCAACCAGUGACUUACAGGGUGUCAAAAAGCUCGUUGAAACUCUUAGCUUGAAUGAAAAGAUAUGGAGCGACUCAAAGAUAUUCACUGAGGCUCGCAGGGAUCCAGAUGGGAUGCCAGUACAGGCUUUUGUAGCAGAAGUUUUGGAUCAAAUCGUUGGUGUUUCUGUCACUAGGGAUGAAAUGGAUAUUGAGUAUAUUAGAUCACAUUACAACAUUGAGGAAUUCAUUCAUUUUAAUCACCACCAGCAAGAGGAACAUGGACAUCUUUGCCACUUUGUCUUGAAUCCUGUAUUUCAUCACUAUACAAAAUACUUCCUAAAGGAGAUUCUUCGCUUGGGUCACAAAUCUUCUCUUUACUACCCUAUUUAUCCAGAAUACGUGGAGGCCCAGUUCCAGCGUCCCCGUGCCCAUUCCCUGACAUCUGCCCUUCAUUACAUGGCUCCCGUGCGGCCGAGACGACAGAUUGUCUAUCCUCUGCGAGAGCUUGGCGCGAGCGCUCCGUCGGAGCAGGUCUCCAAGGAUCAGCUGAAAUAUUCUUUGAACCACACAAAUCGAAAACUGGUGCUGGAAUCAAAAGUGUGUAUCAACAGUAGAAUCGUGGUGGUUGGUGCAUCCGAUGUUGGAAUCUCUUUUCUGGAAACGCUGGUUUUUUGGCCACGUCUGAAGUUCAACAACCUGACCUUGAUUUCCAUUCAUGGCCUUCCAGGAAAAGACCCACAGAGCUCCAAGUAUAGAAGAUUUUUAAUUAACAGCCACUGUUUUAAUGAUGACGAUUAUGCACAGAUGUCACUUUGUUCCUGGGUCAGUGUUGUGGUUGGUAAAAUGACGAGCAUAAACCGCAGUGCCAAAUACGUUGUUGUUUCCAAGGAGAAGAAAGUGCCUUACGACUACCUGGUUCUGUGCACGGGACAGAGCUACCAGGCCUUGGCCCCCACAGGAGCACAUAGCACUGAAGUCACGAGUCAGUGGCCGCAGAGAUACACGGAGAAAGUCCCUUCCAACCACUUCACUCUCAACAACGCCCAGGACUGCUCGGAGGCAGCACGCUGGCUGCAGGAAAACCUCGUCAGCUCCAGAGGGAACGUCAUUGUCUAUGGGAAUACAAUUGACAUUUACACCACGGUAGAAGCCCUCUUAUCCCUUGGGAUUGAUGGCUCCUGCAUCCAUCUCGUGCGGGCUCCGCUCAGCUCUGCCGGUCCGUGCCUCGGGGACGCCGCCCUGGAGCGUGUGGUGGGGGAUGCCCUGGCACAGGCAGGGGUGGCUGUGUACCCUGACAGCGUCCUGGCAGAGUGGGGCCAGGAUGAGCACGGCCACAUCGCCUGGGCUGCCUUCAAACCGCUCGAGAGCGCUGCCACAGAGCCGCUCCGCCUGCCCUGCUCAGCAUUUUUUAGCUUUGCCUACAGGACACUGGAUUAUGAAACCUUUAAGGCCAUCAGUGAUGCUUGCCUUGUUUUUGAUGGAAGACUUGUGAUUGAUGCCAAAUUCCACACCAAUGAUGCCAGCAUCAGGGCAGCAGGUCCCCUGACAAAGUUCUCCAGGAGAUACUUCAGGGAUGAUGUGACACACAGCAACUUCAACUCCAAGGAGAUUGGCUUUGAGCUUGCUGCUUCCAUGCUGAGUCUCUUUGAUCCAAGCCCUCAGCCCAGUUCUGAGCCACCAGAAGGCUCAGACAGACUCCUCCCUGUAUACAGAAGGUGUAAAGUUCAAGGUGGUGUUCUUCCUGGAGGUUAUAACUACUUGCACAUUUCCAAGCCUGGAAUCCCUGUGCCCUUGGAUGUAGAACAUGACCCGUGUGAUCACGGCAUGGAGAUCGUGACCGGGGACGCUGCUGCCGGGAAUUACUUCAGGAUGCGCUUGAGCAGAUACAGGAUGGUGGAGAGCAUCACCUGCUUUGCCAAGGAACCCUUCCCUGUCCCCAACUACAUCUGCUUGUACGGCCAGCACGAGCGCCUGCUCAAUGACCUGUGCUACCGCUGGAGGGCCGGGCAGCUCUCAGACCUCUACAGCUACUUCAGGGAACCUUGGUCCAUGGCCAUCUAUCACGAUCGGUUUAUUGAUCUGCAGAAGGAACUGCGCCAAACCCUGAUGUCAGAACAGGUGGCCGGCCAGAGCCCCGAGCACAAACCCGGCCCAAAGCCGGCAUUCCGGGAGCCCGUCCUGCGCUACCUGCGCCAGCACCGCGCCCAGCUGCCCAUGUACGCCCCGACCGACCUCUACAGACUGCCGGCUGCAGACACCGACCGCGGCGUGCGGGAGCGCGGGGAGCGGGCACCCCCUCUGCCCGACGCGCAGCGUUUGGGGCUGAAACCGAGCGCCGCCGUCGCCGUCCCUCGCCUGUUCCGGGAACCGGGCCGGACCCGUUAG
Molecule: messenger RNA, 3696 nt
Organism: Pseudopodoces humilis (Tibetan ground-tit)
Lineage: Eukaryota; Metazoa; Chordata; Aves; Passeriformes; Paridae
Source: RefSeq, a predicted model, not a curated record